AUGAAUGGUAGAAAUAGGGAUAAAGGUGCUGAAGGUAACAAUGGUGAUGGGAUAGUAGUUGUUUGGUGUGGGUCCGUGGUAGUCGGGUUCAAGUAUGAGAGGAGAAACAAUAAUAGGUUGUUUUCCGGUUGUGUGACUAAUAGUGGGUUAGGGGAGAAGACAAUGGAUGGCUGUUUUUUCAUAAAGAGAGAACGACAUUGGAUGGAGGAGAUGGUGGUUGAUAGAAUGAGAUUGAGGGCUAAAAAAGGUGGUCUAAAGAAUAGCAUCAAGAUAGCUAGGUGGUUAUGUUUUUGGCAAGAGAGAUGGAUGGCGCUAAGGGUUGGAGAAGGUGGUCGAAAGAAUUGGGAAAUCUAA
Molecule: messenger RNA, 354 nt
Organism: Dovyalis caffra
Lineage: Eukaryota; Viridiplantae; Streptophyta; Magnoliopsida; Malpighiales; Salicaceae
Source: the annotation of a GenBank genome assembly